Messenger RNA from Triticum dicoccoides, 5067 nucleotides. RefSeq names its product transcription factor bHLH48-like. Gene Ontology annotation, biological process: regulation of DNA-templated transcription. Bases 48 to 920 code for a protein of 290 amino acids. The record is from RefSeq and is a predicted model, not a curated record. The transcript is spliced from 6 exons. Lineage: Eukaryota; Viridiplantae; Streptophyta; Magnoliopsida; Poales; Poaceae. Gene Ontology annotation, molecular function: protein dimerization activity; DNA-binding transcription factor activity. Gene Ontology annotation, cellular component: nucleus.
CCUCGCCGCCGCCGGAGCUCCCCGCGGCCGGGGGUGAGAUCCAGGCCAUGGCGCCCGCCUCGGCCGCGGGCUCAUCCAGCACCGGAGGCUCGUUCACGGCGCUCCUGGGGCUCCCGACCUCACAGGCCAUAGAGCUCCUGCUCCCCGGCGCGGCGCCGGCGCCCGCGCCCGCGCCCGCCUUCCCCUCCGACCCGCACCUCGUCGACCGCGCCGCCCGCUUCUCCGCCUUCGCGUCGCCGUCGCCGUCCCCGACCCCUCCUCCCCCCGCCUCCUCCGCCAAGCGCAAGGCUGACCCCGCCUCCAAGGGGAAGGUGGCGAAGAAGGGGAAGACGACGGCGGGCGGCGGCGAGGAGAAGGACUCGGGCGAGGACGAGAAGCCGGCGUACGUGCACGUGAGGGCCAGGAGGGGCCAGGCCACGGACAGCCACAGCCUCGCCGAGCGGGCGAGACGGGAGAAGAUAAAUGCGAGGAUGGAGCUGCUCAAGGAGCUGGUCCCCGGAUGCAGCAAGGUAUCAGGAACAGCGCUGGUACUGGAGGAGAUCAUCAAUCAUGUUCAAUCCCUUCAAAGACAAGUCGAGUACCUGUCAAUGAGACUCGCAGCAGUAAACCCAAGGGUUGACUUUGGUGGGCUAGACAACCUUUUGACUACAGAGUGUGGAAGGAUAACAGGUUUAAACUGCAAGAGUGGAAUGGACUUGGAGCAAGUCAGCUGGCCUGACAUGGGCGUUCACGGAGCAAGAAAUCUCGCGCAGCUACAACAGCAGUUCUGGCAUGGUGAUUUGGCACAUCCACAUCAGCCAGCUUCACAGUGGGAAAAACGGGGGGAUGUACAACCCCCUGGCUUUAGCAACACCAGUUCUUCUCUCUUCGGCUACGAUCUCGCAAGCUCUGGUAAAAUUAUCGAGCACACACACCUUUAACCUAUUGUCAGUUGCUUGUCAUUUACUUCAACGUUUCUCAGCCUCGCAUGGACCACGACCAUUGUCUUUUUCUCUGUCCAGAGUGUUUGAAUAGAUAGGUGAAUGCAAAACGUGUGGUGUAGGCGUGUAGCUCAAAAUGUGUGAAUAGUGCAUUCUACUAGGGAAAUAGCUGAAGCUUCACAAAAGAUAAUCACUGACCACUAUGCCCUAGCCCUUUUACGGCCACAAUAAAUCUCGGAUAUCAUAGCAUUGCUCUGUGCAGAAAUGCAAGUUAGGCAAAAUAAAAUAAAUAAAAAACUCGUAGAAACAUGUAGUCUUAGUAAUUUAAGUUGCAUCUCGCUGACAUGCUAAUGGACGCACCUAUCGUAUGGAAUAUGGAUUACAGGCUGAAACACAUAGCCAAUGAACAUUCAUUCAGUAGCAAAAGGCAGGAGCCUGUAACUUAAAUCGGAAGAUUUCGGAAUGCAUUUCUCGAUUUCUUGGUUGGUCAUUCAAUCAUUAUUGCCAUCAUCACCAGUAUUUUGGGUGGUAGGGGCCAUGACUGUGUUCGUCCGGUGGAUCUGUUCUCUCUGGCACCGGCGGACCCAACUGGUUGGUGUGGAUGGGCCCAAAUCAAUAAAUGCAGUGUCUAGAAACCCAUAGCGCCCCCCGUCUUUCCGUUUGGGCUUGGCUGCAUAAGGCCUGUAGAUGCAGAUCUGGUCCCUUUAGCGCUUCUGACCACUCGGACAACUGUGAUGGGCCCACCAUUCUGUAUGCUGUCCAUUACAUGUCUGGGGGAUCCCCAUUCCUGUAAUGGGGGUUGCCAGCUGCAACCACCUUAACCCCAGUGCCACGGCCUCUAGCAUUGGACUGCGGUUGCUUCUACUGUAAAUGUCUAUCUUUUUUAAUUAAAGGCAGUAGUGAAGUGGAAGCAUCGAAAGUAAGUGGCAGUCGAUUUGGUACGUGCAAGGGAUGGCUUGUGAGGCUAGGAUUAAGGUACUUGUGGGCCUCGAAAAAAAUAAAACCAUUGAUGUAGAUCAUGUCAGAACGUGAGCAUCUGCUCAAAAUCGUGCGAGUUAUGAUAAAAUGUCUGCUGUACAACAGUUUUUUCCUUUUUGCAGCUGCACUGUUCAAAUAAUGUGAGUGCAGCUUAUGUUAAUCGAUCAUAUUCUACAGCUGCAAAUGUUUUAACAUAAUGUGCACCUGUUAGUUUUUUUAGAUCUUUUUGAGUUGCAAAAGUAGCUAUACCUGAAACCCAUGCGCCCUCUUGCAUCUACAGAAACAAUUGACACGUAGCCGGCCUAUAUUGUUUCGAUUUUGGCAUCAGCUGGCAUACACCUCUGCCAUCUGGCCAAUUUAUUCCACUGCCCUGGCAGUUCAAAUAGGCUGAAUCCAAGUGACACAGAAACUUCCACAAUAACUCGUACCACGUGACAACCUUUCUAGCUAAAGAUGGAGCACAUCACUGGAUAGUGAAUACUGACAUUGAUCUCGACAUCUUUUUUUUUUGAAACAAGGCAAAAGAUUUGCCAUUUUCAUUAAUUAAGGAGAAGGUUUAGACAAAAGCCGCAGAGCGGCAAAAAAGAAAGAUUACUCUCGCGACAUAAGCUCACUCAGGUGGUUGGCUCCCGCCAACGCCCAAAGAUGGGCCUCCUCUUUGAUCUUGGCAACAAUAAUGGUUGUCGGUGAAGCCGUGUUGCGAAAGACUCUUGCGUUCCGCUCCUUCCACACUUCCCACAUUACAAGCAUCAGAACAGAGGCAGUGGCUUUCUUGAUGUGCCCUCCAAAGUUUAUCGUUUUAAGCCACCAAUCUUGAACCGUGCCUUCAUGGCGCCAAAUCAGUGGCGAGUGGUCCUGCAUGCCGAGCCAGGCGACCACCGCGUGCCAGAUACGGGUAGUGAACCUACACUGGAAGAGUAGAUGGGAGGCGGACUCUUGGACUUGUUUGCAUAGGGGACAAAGCCCACAGUUUGGCCAUCCUCUCCGUUGUAAUCGAUCCGCCGUCCACACAUGGUUUUGGGUGAUAAGCCAAGUGAAGACCUUGCAUUUUGGGGGAGCCCAACUCUUCCAUAUUGUGGGAGCAGUUGGGCUGAGAACUAGGCCCUCGAAUUGUGCCAUGUACGCUGUAGCCGUCGAAUAUUCACCACUGGAAGUGAAUUUCCAGGAAAUGGUGUCCUUUCUAUCCGGAUUGAGAGCAACUUCAGUAACCAACUCCCAUAAGACCGCAAACUCCUGGAUAUGUGCCACAGUGAGACCCUGUGUAAUGUCAAUUUGCCGGACCCAGGAAUUGUUGUCAAGAGCCUUACCAACCAAACAGGCCUUCUUUUUGGAUAUUUCGAAGAUUUUAGGAGCGAUAUCUUUAGGUCGGAGGCCAUUGAGCCAAGAUGAUCUCGACAUCUUGCAGUGGAACCAAUUGCUUCGUUAUAGUGCACGGGGCCAGUUUAGAGGUCAAUUCUUUAGCUAUCUACCAUGUGGCUCAUGUCCUGAAACCAAGCCAGUCAGCUCCGUGAUUUAGCAACCACUGUAUGUUGCACUGCUUUUGUUGAGAUCGUUACUGCUCUUGUGCUGCCACUAAGAGAAAAGUGAAGGGAAGGCCUAACAGCCUUGGCGAUCUGCCGUUUGGAUCUGGGGCAAUCGAUAUGAGGCUCUGGAUCCAAGCAGAGUGCAUUUUGGAGAGACAGGUGCUGUUGGGGGUACAGGCCCAAUCAUGCAAAGCGUUCAAGAAUCAUUAAAACCACCACGGACCCCCCCUCCUGACUAGAUGAUAUAUGUACUGCAUUACGGCUGGCAGAAUCUGUUUUCCGCCAGAAAUUAUUGCAGCUUCUUCGUGUACUGGUGCCUGCUCAAGGAUGAGUGGCAUACAGCGAGCUUUGUCCAGACUCCAGCCUUCAUCUUUAUCACGUGACCCGCCCUUGCUGCACUGGAGAGAGCGAUCGUUUCGUCACCUCACGUUGAAAAUUGCCCUAAUUGCUUUGGAUUGUUUGUAAUUUGAUUCUCUCGCUUUGCCUUCAAUCUUGAAUUGUUAUACUAGAAGACAGCAAAAAAAUAAUACAUACCAGUCUUCCUGGCUCCCCUCUAUUCCAUGCCUGCCAAUGCAUACUAUAUCUUGCUUAUGUGACAAUAUUCUCAAACUUUCUACCAUGCGUGGUUUGGAAAAUUUCCGUCUAUUAGUCGUAACGUGCAAAACUGAGAUGGAAAAAAAUCGGAGAAAGCCGUUAGUUGUGUGAACCAGUUCAUAACUGGUUGCCAAGCUGGUUACUCCUGGUGUCCUAGUUACUGUUCCGGGAGAAUAUCCAGCGAUACCACAACUUACAUAUGCUCCCAUUUUAGUAAACUCAAAUUGAAAUGUCCCCAAAAAAUCUGAUUCUUUUGUGAAUGUUCACAAGACAUGUGUACAUGGAUAUUGUCUUUGGAGGCCGAGCUCCAUGGAGCUCGGUUUUGAAAAUUUUGAUUUUGUCGAAUUUCAUAUUUUAAAAAAAAAUCUGGAAAAAAAACACACAUAUACACGAAGGCAUAACGCACAUGUGUGUAAAUUUUCAGGGCAAAAUAAGUUGAAAUGAGGGCUGUGCAAAAAAGACAAAUCUGGGGCUUUUUAACACAUGAUACUAUUCAUCCUCCCAGGCCAUGAAUUUGUCUUUUUUGUACAGGUCACAUUUCAACGUUUUUCAUUCUGAAAUUUUACACACAUAGACAUAACAUACUUGUUUACUUGCACAAUUUUUUUCAGAUUUUUUUGAAACUGAAAAGUUUGAAUUUUGAUUUGUUUUCAAAAAAAAGGCCUCCAUGGCUCCCGGGAGCCAAACAUCUGCUCUCAUGUGUACACCCCUAUAAAAUUCAAAAUACACAAAGAGAAAAAAUAAUGACAAAUUCAGCAUGAAUAGUGCCAAUUUUUUGCUUAUUGACACUAUUCAUGCUGGAUUUUUAUUUGUUGUUUGUCUUUGAGUAUUUCGAAAUUUGAUUUAAAUUUUAGGGGAUCUAAACACAUGCCUUGUGAACAUUCACAGUUCUUUUUUUAUUUUUUCUUGAAACAUGUAAAUUGGAGUUUUUCAAAAUGGGAGCAUGUUAGUAGUGGUAUCACCUGAUAUUAUCCUGUGGCUAAUGUGCUAGUACCCGAGAUCGAAAAAUUGAACCCUAGCAACUAGCACUGACUUGAUUAUUUUCCAUGUCU